This is a messenger RNA of Xenopus laevis (African clawed frog), 1971 nucleotides long. RefSeq names its product coiled-coil domain containing 124 S homeolog (gene ccdc124.S). The record is from RefSeq and is marked provisional. Gene Ontology annotation, molecular function: transcription coactivator activity. Lineage: Eukaryota; Metazoa; Chordata; Amphibia; Anura; Pipidae. Gene Ontology annotation, biological process: positive regulation of DNA-templated transcription; transcription by RNA polymerase II. Gene Ontology annotation, cellular component: midbody; nucleus; centrosome.
CGCCACGUCCGGAUAUUGUGCGUGACAGACAGUAGGCUUUGAGCCUGCGCUCUGCAGUAAAGUACCGGGAGGUAGGGAUGCCCAAAAAGUUCCAGAGUGAAAACACCAAGUCUGCUGCUGCCCGUGCCCGCAAGGCUGAGGCGAAAGCCGUGGCAGAUGCCAAACGUAAAAAAGAAACGGAGGAUGCCUUCUGGCAGGAUGAUGACAAGCAUGUCGUUCGCAAAGAACACAGGAAGGAAGAGAAAGAAAAAAAGCGUUUAGAGCUAUUAGAAAGAAAGAAGGAGAGUCAGCGAUUGCUAGAUGAGGAGGAUUCCAAAAUGAAGGGGAAGCCAACCAAACCUGCAGCACCCUCAAAGGUGACACGGGCGCAGAUUGAGGAGACUCUAUGUAAAGAAGAAAAGCACAAAGAUGCCCCUGAAAAACCCAAGACUCACCUAGAAAUUCCACUAGAGGAGAACGUGAACCGUCGAGUUCUGGAAGAAGGUGAAGUGGAGGCCAGAACAGUAGAAGAUGCCAUUGCUGCUUUGAGCAUUGGCAAAGAGCUUGACCGUCACCCUGAGCGCAGGAUGAAAGCUGCUUUUACAGCCUUUGAGGAAAUAAAUAUGCCCCUGCUCAAGCAAGAGAACCCCAAUAUGCGGCUGUCCCAGCUAAAGCAACUCUUAAAAAAGGAAUGGAUGAAGUCUCCAGAAAAUCCAAUGAACCAGAAGUAUGCCACAUACAAUUCACACUAACACAUUCUUGCCCCACAACUCAUCCACUUAUUAAUUUGUAGAACUGCCGGCAAGGGGGAAAUAGCUGAACUCACCCCUUCAAGAAGGUAGGUAUUUGUGGAAGAAUUAAUGGUGUCUGUUGUACGCAGACAAAGCAGAAAAACUAUUCAACGUUGUGGGAUCCCAUAAUGCAUUUUGGAGCAAGUAACAAAUAUUGAUCAACGUGUGCCAAAUGGCUGGCCAAGGAAAAUAACUCCAACUGGACUGAAAUGACUAAACAGAAUGCUUUUUGCAGGAGGAAGCUGGGUAGUGGUCAGAGUAUUAAUGCUUUUCUUACCAGUACACUCUAGCAUGAAAAGAUUUAAAAGGGUCAUUUAAAAGUUUUGCUCCACUGUCCCUGAAAUGAAUUGGGGGUUGUGAUGUUAUUUAAUAGGAAUGCCGGUGUGACUAUGUUUAACAAACACAUUGUACAAGUGGAUGCCAUUUAUUUAACCCUGUAGCUAUGUGUUGGGCUGUUUACAGAAGGGAUAAAUAGCUGCCUUUUUCUGGGAUAUGUGCAGUGGUAUGACAUACAGUAGAAAACGGCAGUGUACAAUUAUAGUCUUUGCGCCACCCGUGUAUCAUGAAACAUUAAGACAUAUUUAUUAAAUUGUUUUAAUACCUAUUCCAUAUUUAAUUGGGACGUUAAGGGACAAAUCAUGAUAUUGCUAUUUCGUAUGCAUGAAUAAAUCUCAUUUGAAGUAUGCAGCCAUCUUUUUUCAAACGGUUUUGAAUUCAUGUCUGUCCUCACUUCAUAGCUGUGUCUUAUACCUAUCAUGUUCCCUAGCCCCAGAUAGUCUGACAUUUAAUUGAGUCAUCUAUCAGAAUGCUGUAGGUAGGGCAUUUAAAAAAAAAAUUGAGGCUGAUACAUCAACAUGUGAGAUUAGAGUUCACCACAGAAAAAUUCGCUCACUUUCUAUUCAUUCCUAUGGGAUUUUUAGAAUUGAUAACCAAUUGAUAAUUUUAAAAAUCCCAUAAGAUUGAAUAGAAUGUGGGUGAAGUUUCUUUUGUGAUGAACGCUAACCUCACAUUUUAAUGAAUCUGCCCCAAGUUAGUGCUGCAACAGGGAAGAAGAGCUGACUUUUGCUACAUUGUCCGAGGCAGGAAUACAGAAAUGUAUAUUGAAAAGUUGGUUGUUUUUUUUUUGUUUAAUUUGGCAAAAUACUAUUUCUGUGUUUACAUCCCAGUAAAAAUCAAGUGCCCAAAAGAACAGCAAUGUUUU